This is a messenger RNA of Sander lucioperca (pikeperch), 6871 nucleotides long. Its product is annotated as zinc finger MIZ domain-containing protein 2-like. Gene Ontology annotation, molecular function: SUMO ligase activity; zinc ion binding. The record is from RefSeq and is a predicted model, not a curated record. Gene Ontology annotation, biological process: protein sumoylation; regulation of transcription by RNA polymerase II. The transcript has 21 exons. NCBI's taxonomy places the organism in Eukaryota, Metazoa, Chordata, Actinopteri, Perciformes, Percidae. The coding region runs from base 490 to 3342 and encodes 950 amino acids.
GGGUGUCUCUCUCCCCCGCCUGCCUGAUUUCUCCACCGGCAGCGAUGCAGAGGAAACACACUGAAGCUAACGUCAAACUCCACACAACAGUUAACCUCAGUUAUUAAUGUUAUAUUCUAUUUAUUUCUACUUUAAUAAUCCUGGAGCUGCGGGAAUGGUGUCGCCUCCUGAAGCCGGAUAAUCAGACGCAGAGGCCGGGCGGCAGGGAAGGCUAGCUGGCUGGAGUUACAGCCGAGACUCCUGGGUUGAAUCUCGGCCUCCUUGCAGGAUUUCAUCUGGAUUUUUGUGGAUAUUUUGGGGCGUUUUGAGGUGGUUUCUCCCGGCUGUAGUGGUGGACUGUACUGGCUUUAGGUGCGCUCGGUCCUUGAUGCCCGGGAGGCCCGAAGGAGCUCAGACUGCGGAGCCCCGGAGCAGGGCUCGGACACCGGGGAAGUAACGUUAACGUUAGAGGAGGAGUUAGUCUGUCUCUCUGUCUGAGCCCCUCCCACCAUGAACCCUCUGAACCAAAUGAAGGCUGGACUGAAUAACAACCCACACAGUGAGGGUUCGUACCCAUACGACCCCUCCAGCUGGCAGCAGCCCAGCAAUCAGCCAACAGGAUCCCUCUCCGUGGUAACAACCGUCUGGGGAGUGACCAAUCCCUCGGCCAGUCAGGGUAUGGGUGGAGGGGUGAUGGGGCCUGGAGCCAACCCAGGCGGGGGACCCAUGAUGCAGGGCCCCGGGGGUCCGGGCAUGGCCGGUGGUCACGGAGGCUAUAUGGGUCAGCAGGGCUACGGAGAGCCCAACAAAGGCUACAUGAACCAGGGGAUGUAUGGCCGGACAACUGGGGGAUACGCUGGAGGACCGGGGGGAUACACAGGGAGCUACCAGUCGAACCCUAGCGGCUCCAGAGGUUCUGCUGACUUCACUCAGGCUGCUGCUGCCGCCGCUGUUGCUGCAGCUGCUGCCACGGCAACCGCCACAGCCACGGCAACCGUCGCCGCCAUUCAGGAGAAACAAAACCAGGAAAUGAAUUACGGACAGAUGGGAGGUCAGGCCUAUAACAACCAGUUCAUGGCCCACUCUGGUCCCCGUGGCCCCCCUGGCAUGGCCCCCGGAGGUAUGGGCCCCGGGCCUGGGCCCACUAGGGGCCCUCCCUCAAUGGGCCCCAUGUACGGACCUGGAGGCGGCCCCCAGAGGGUCCCUCAGCACCCUCAGCACCCUCAGCACCCAAACUACGGCCCCGGGCUACAGCAGGGCCACCUGAGGCCCCCACAGGGCCUCAAACGGCCGUACAACUCUGAGUCUUUCCCAGGAAUGUCUCAGCAGUACGGCGUUCCAGUUGGUCCAGGUGUGAACGUGAUGUCAGGUCCUGGUGGCGGCGGCGGUUCAAUUCCAGGAUCAGGUGGAGGCGGUCACGCCGGCCCCGGUCCCUACACCAGCCCCAACAUGCAGUACCAUCCAGGUCCAGGCCCCGCCCCCCAGCGCUCCGGCUCCUCCCCCUCUUAUCAGACCCAUAAGAUGCCCCUCCCACAGUACCCCCCCUCAGGACCCCCCAACUCACAGUACUACAAGCAGGAGCAGUUUAACGGUCAGGGUGGAGGUUUGAACACUCUGACAACAGGGGGCGCCGGUGGUGUAUACAACGCCUUCAACCAACCGUCUGGGCCUGGUCGAGGGUUGCCAGGUUACCCCUCCUCCCCGGUUCCUGGAAACCCGACCCCUCCCAUCACCCCCAGCAGCUCCAUGGCCCCGCCCUACAUGUCUCCCGGGAACAGUGACGUCAAGCCACCGCCCUCUUCCUUCCUGCCUGACAUCAAACCCAACAUGGCCGGCUUGCCCCCGCCUCCUCCCACAGGUAACCCUAGCGACGACCUGCGGCUGACCUUUCCAGUGCGUGACGGUGUGGUCCUAGAGCCCUUCAGAUUAGAGCACAACCUGGCUGUCAGCAACCACGUCUUCCAGCUGAGAGACUCUGUCUACAAAACUCUCAUCAUGAGACCGGACCUGGAGCUCCAGUUUAAGUGUUACCACCACGAGGAUCGACAGAUGAACACCAACUGGCCCGCCUCCGUCCAGGUGAGUGUGAACGCGACUCCUCUCACCAUCGAGCGAGGUGACAACAAAACUUCCCAUAAGCCUUUGUACCUGAAGCAAGUCUGUCAACCAGGCAGGAACACCAUCCAGAUCACCGUCACCGCCUGCUGCUGCUCUCACCUGUUUGUCCUCCAGCUGGUUCAUCGUCCGUCGGUCCGUUCGGUGCUUCAGGGUCUGAUGAAGAAGAGGCUGCUGCCUGCAGAGCAUUGUGUCACCAAGAUAAAGAGGAACUUCAGCAGCGGUUCAAUCCCCGGGACUCCCGGGUUAAACGGAGAGGACGGCGUGGAGCAGACCGCCAUCAGAGUCUCGUUGAAAUGUCCGAUCACUUUCCGCCGCAUCCAGCUGCCCUCCAGAGGUCACGAUUGCAGACACAUACAGUGUUUUGAUCUGGAGUCGUACCUGCAGCUCAACUGUGAGAGAGGAACAUGGAGAUGCCCUGUGUGCAAUAAAACAGCUCUGUUGGAGGGUCUGGAGGUGGAUCAAUAUAUGCUGGGAAUCCUAAUCUACGUUCAGAACUCGGAGUAUGAGGAGAUCACCAUCGACCCGGUGUGCAGCUGGAAGCCGGUUCCUGUGAAGCCGGACAUCCAUGUGAAGGAGGAGUUGGACGGCCCGGUGUUGAAGCGCUGUCGGACGCUCAGCCCGAGUCAUAUGGUCCUGCCUAGCGUCAUGGAGAUGAUUGCAUCACUAGGUCCCGCCUCCUCAUCGGCUACCUCCUCCCCAAUGCCCUACCCCCCCCUACCUGCAGGGGGCAGCAAUAACGGCAACACACCGGACUACCCCGGACCAGCUCCGUCCUAUCCCAGUCAGUCUGCUGCUUUCUCAGACUUCAGUGGUCCUGGGACUCCGGGGGUUGGGGGGGACUUCUCCUCCCCCGGUCCUCCCCCUCUCUCCUACCAGUCUGAGCUUUCCAGUGCCCUCCUCACCCCCGACAAACCCCCCCCACACCCUCUGGCUGGACAGAUGUCGGUCUCGGGCCGACUGGACUCCACUUCCCACGGUGCUUCUCUAUCCCAGCAGCAGUCACAGGGUCUCCACGGCAACUCCCAAAUGGGGGGCGGCCACCAGAUGAUGCAGCGUAGCAACCAGAACCCCCGUCUCCAAGGCGACGGCUCCUUCGGCCUCGGGGGUUCUGCGGAGGUUCCUGAGCCUUCUCUGGACUUGCUUCCGGAGUUGACCAACCCAGACGAGUUGCUGUCGUACCUCGGACCUCCGGAUCUCCCGAACAACAACAACGACGACCUGCUGUCCCUGUUCGAGAACAACUGAACACCUCCAGAAUAUAAACAGAACUUUACUGUAAGAUAUGAACUCUUUUUCUCCUCGCCCGCCAAUAUGACCGGCGGUCCAACGUGACCACCGUCUGCACAGGAUGGAGCGAUCGAUAAGAAGGAAACAAAAAAAACAACAAACAAACAACAACUUUUAAAUAUGAAAAACUCUUUGAUGUUUGACGAUGAUGGUAACUUUAUUUUAUUGUUUUUUUAAUCCUCUAAAACUGUAUUUUGAUGCUUCAUCCUUCAUUCCCCGUCGUGGUUCACAGAAAGCCAUUCAGACUAUUUAAAGUUGGUGACGACCACACAGCUGCUUUAACUACACAUCACACACACACACAGACACACACACACACACACACUGUGACUGCUGAGCUAAUCAUCCAUUAGCUAUUACACUUUUCCUUUCUUCCAGACAGCCAUCUGGUUUCAGGUCAUUUCUAUGAAAAUGCAGAGAGAUGAUUCGUCAGAUUUAUUUAGAUCAAAGCAGCCGCAUGACGAGACGUAAAUGUGAUUUGUAGUUAAUGAGACGUGUGGUCCUUUAAAGCCAGAAUAUUUCUGGUCCAAAUAAGUUUAAAUUGUAAAUGGUAUAAAAAGUAGAAGAUGAGCUUUAAAGGGGCAGUCUGCAUCUGUUCUGACAGACAUGAUGCUUUUUGUUUUUCACCUGAGAUAUGUAGAGACACUGAAGACUAACUAAGAGGAACUGUUGAGUCCAGAAAAUGUCUCGGGAAGAUACAAAGAGGCACCGUUUACACUCAGCCACAGCGUCUCAUGGAGGGUCGAGACUUUUCCUGUGAAAUCUUUUCCCUACCGUGGAUUAUGUUAUUGUUCUCCAGGAGUUCGAUUUUAAACACAGAACAACAGAUAAUUAAUCGGAAAGUGAUUUUUAAUUGUUAUUCUUAUUGGUAAGAUUAUGUGGUAAUAAUAUUUUAGUACAACAACAAUUCAUCUUAUAAGUGACUUAAAAACAACAACAAAUCAUUUAAUGUGUUUUUAACUUCUGAUCUGAUUCUGAACCUCAGAAACACUUGACCACCAUGCCACAUUUUAGCCUCCUGGGACAAAAAACGGUGGCCGCCUAGGGGUGGGGAACUGUUUAUGUACCGCCCAACCAACCGAGCGAGCUAUAGAGCUGCUUGUCGCAGCUAUAAAUGUCUUAGUUGAAUGUGACGUCUUCAAACAUCUUGUUUUGUUCGACCAACAGCCCAAAACUCAAAUAUUCAGUUUACUGUGAAAUAAAAAAGAAAAUCUAAGACGUUGGAGGAAUUGGAAUCAGAAAAUUUGGGGAUUUUUUUCACUACUUUUGCUUGACAAAUGACUGAAACAACUUGUAGUUUGUUGUGUCCUCUCACUGUCGUGCAAAUUAAACUACCAGAUAGUUUCUCGUCUGCACCAGAGACAGACACUUUACUAACUGCUGAGAUGGGAAGCUAUCUGCUCAUUAGAAAGGUUUCCCCCUUAAGGGCUUAGUAAUAUUUUGUUUGCAAGCUCGCCAAGUUUUUCUUCUUCUUGUCUUACCAAACAGCUUCUGGUGCAUUCCGACCCUCUGCACAGCAGCAGGGCUGACAGAGAUGUACACAUAGAUCAUUUUGUACAUAAUUUUAUCAGACGUGAACAGACGGAUGACGAAUCAGAGUAAAAUGUGAAUAACGGAGUCUGUACAGGACGAGCUUUACUGAAUGAUAUGAAUCAGAUGUUCUGACUGUCACAGUCGAAAGAUCUAAACUGAAUACCAACAGCUAGGCCUUGUUCAGACUACCAGGCCAAAUUCAUUUUUUUGGCAUAUCCACAUUGAAUCCAUAUUGAUUUUAGAAAGUCUUGACAGCAAAAAAAGAACACGACAUGCAGCUGGAUAACUCAGUAAGUAAGAACACUGGCCUUCCCACCAGAGGGACGAGUCUCCAGUGAGAGUUUGUGGUUUAGACUCCUAAUGCUAUGCAAGCCAACUACCUGUAAGUCACUUUGGUUAAAAGCGUCAGUUAAAUAAAAUGUAAAAAUGCUAUAUUUGCAAAUCGAAUCCAAAUUACAUUUGGAGGAGUUUGAAAUGCGAUUCCAAAUUGGAUUUCUACAGAUGCGUCUGUCUGGACGCUCAACUUGGAUUUCAAAAUAUCUUUUGCGUCACUCGAAACGCAACACACAACGACAACGACAGGAGGACAAUAGAUUGUUUGGAGGGCAAAAUGAUGGACCUCCAUUUCUCAUGCUUCCACUUUGGAAAGCCAUGUCUGGACACACAAAUCUGAUCACUUGCAAAUAACAUUAGGACAGUCUGUCUUAAAGAUCUGAUUUCAGAAACAAAUUAUACUACAAAUGAAGGAAUAUUAUAAGGAUCCUUAAAAGUCGGUCAUGUUUACAUGUGCAUUAGUAUCCUGUUGUGAUCAGGUUUGUUUUUAGAGUAUCCCGUCUAUCUGUUGCAUGUAAACAUCAGAUCCUGGUUUCAGAACCCGGGAUAAGCUAUCUGAAGUCCUCUGAUAGAAACCAGGGUCCUGUGUCAUGUAAACAGCUGAUCAGGUUUCUGAUCAUUCUGUGUUGGUACAGAACAUCGAAGCUGACAUGGUGAGAAAUCAAGACCAUCUGAAACCUGGAUACUGUUAUGAUCACGUAAAUGGAGAAAUCGAUCAAUAACCGGGUUUCUCAUGUUCCAUGUAAACAUAUCCCAAAUAUGAUCAGGAAGAGUGCAGUUUGAAGGGGUCAUAACAAUCAGACUGUUGGUUGAUCAGGUACAUGUGUGGCAGGUCUGGCUGCUGUCAAGCGAUCUGCUAUAAGCUGUAGUCAGCUGGAGGCUCAUGGUGGAGUAACAUUUCGCUAAAGCGAGUUUAUUUGCACAUUAGCUUUCAACAACAAGGAGAUUCAACGUGUUUUACAUGAGACAGAGAACAAUAAGAUAUACAAUCAAUAUAAAAAGACACAAAUAGGAUUUCAAACAAAUUAAAAUAGAAACACCUUUAAGUACACGUGGCUGAGUGUAAAUGAGUGUAUUAACCAUAUCUGGAUUUUAUCAGAUAUGAGACGCUUGAUAUGAAAAUUACCCGACUCAUGAAAACCGUUUUUUUGUAACGUGUCACUUUAAUGUGAACUCUGUAGCUUUUUACAAGAAAGGUCGUCGGUGUCUUCGCUCUUGCAGUUGAGCCUUUUAGUGGGGUUUUAACUCACUCCCGCCCCCCGCCCCCCUCUGAGAACAAAGAUGGACUACAGCAACUUUUUUAACAGGAGAAGAAAAAGAUGUGACAAAAAAAAUAAUCUGCUGUGGGAUGCUUGGAAAAUUGCUGGUAUUGCCUCAAACUGUUGCCCUGAGACCUCAGAGCUCGAUCAACACCAGUUUGUAUAUGUGAUAAUUACAGAGGGUUCAUCUUCAUCCUCCUCCUCAUUAUUCUGUAUGUUGUAAAGUGACUAGAGUCCAGACAGUUGUGGUGUCUCCUGAAAAAAAAUAAAUCUGUACAUGAUCACGCUGUAUGAUUCAGUAAUGAUGCUAAUAACAACAAUAAUAAUAACCUUUGUAAUUUAAUAAACACACUGGAAAGGCA